AUGCCACCCACGACAUACCUGUGUUUUGUCCUGUACAUACUCUCCCAGCGCGGCACAUCAGCGCAACCAGUGCGUCCCCCGAAUGAACAACAGUUCUCUGAUGUGCUAGAAUCGAUUUUCGAAAUGCUCCGAGAAGUCACAAGAAGCGUAUCGAAUCUGGUCUCUGAUGUGGCCGAUGCCCUGGGAAUCAAGACAGAUGACGGUGGAAUCGGGGGCGUUAUCGGAGGAGCUCUCAAUCUUCUGACAGUUGGGGCAGACAUCGUGACCGGUGUGGCUUCGCAUGUCAUCGGCGGAGGAGAUCUCUUGGGAGGACUGAUCCCGGUCCUGGGAUAA
Molecule: messenger RNA, 333 nt
Organism: Galendromus occidentalis (western predatory mite)
Lineage: Eukaryota; Metazoa; Arthropoda; Arachnida; Mesostigmata; Phytoseiidae
Exons: 4
Coding region: 1-333 (110 amino acids)
Source: RefSeq, a predicted model, not a curated record